This is a messenger RNA of Medicago truncatula (barrel medic), 1048 nucleotides long. RefSeq names its product ferredoxin, root R-B2. Bases 353 to 820 code for a protein of 155 amino acids. Gene Ontology annotation, biological process: electron transport chain. Lineage: Eukaryota; Viridiplantae; Streptophyta; Magnoliopsida; Fabales; Fabaceae. The transcript has 2 exons. Gene Ontology annotation, cellular component: plastid. The record is from RefSeq and is a predicted model, not a curated record. Gene Ontology annotation, molecular function: electron transfer activity; 2 iron, 2 sulfur cluster binding.
UAGUUUGACUUAUCCUUUGUUAUAGAAAUACCUUAUAAGUAUUAAGUAAGCACUUGCAUGAUAAGCUCUUCUGAUAUAUAAACUCUUAAUUAAGUUGUUUAUCCAAAUAGGACCUUAACAGUUAGCACCUUUUCACUUUAAUGUAGACAGGAUUGUGAGUGUUGAUUGUAGACAGUAGGUAUAGUUCACUUCUUUGGUUGGGUCAUGUUCAAUAUGAUUAUGAAAGAGUUUACCAUUCUUGUGUACAAGCAUGUUUGCUUUUUGAGAUUUCCUUCCUGGAAUCCCUCUUAGUUAGACAUCGAAUUCGGACCUAAUGGAGAUUGGAUCGUGAGUUAGUCGACCCUGGGUAAUCAUGUCAGCCUUGUCAACUGUGAAGGUUUACCGCUAUUGCACGCUUAAAGCUACCAACCAAAAUCAAUUCACUACUGCCGCAACAGUCAAGUGCCCUUCUUCUCUAGGAUCCGCGAAGAAUGUUUCACGAUCUUUUGGCCUGAAGUCAUCUGCUUCAUCUAGGGUUACUGCGGUGGCUGCUUACAAAGUUAAGCUGAUUGGUCCGGAUGGAAAAGAAAAUGAAUUUGAGGCAACUGAUGAUACUUACAUCUUAGAUGCAGCAGAGAAUGCAGGAGUUGAACUUCCAUAUUCAUGCCGUGCUGGAGCAUGCUCUACCUGUGCUGGGAAGGUUGUUUCUGGUUCUGUCGAUCAGUCAGAUGGGUCAUUUCUCGAUGACAAUCAAUUAAAUGAAGGUUAUGUUCUAACCUGUGUAGCCUAUCCAACUUCAGACUGUGUUAUUCAUACGCACAAAGAAGGUGACCUCUUUUGAAAAUUUCUGCCAGAAACCCGUGCCCUUACUGGAGGAGAUUUGGAGUUUUAGUUAGACAUUGCAGCCAAACUCGGUUUGUUAUGCUUAUAUGGGAUUUUUAAGUUAUGUACAAUAAUGGAUUUUUGUUUGUGUCAUGAAACUUUGUUAGUUUGUUAUUUAAGAUUUAGAUAAUGUGCGUUGUUGCUUGGAGUUUAAACGUUUAAAUAGCCUCUUCGAUGAUUUUCUGUA